CUCAAAAACAGCAGAACAAGUGGUAGGAUCAUACUGGAGUGCAGACGGGAUGUGGAGGCUGCCAGAGAUGGGGAGAGAAUAAAGAGCCAAGCAAGCAGUUGCGCUCUAGCUCCAGCAGAGGAUGGGAGCAGAGAAUCAUUAUAAUCUUUAAAAAGAACGAGAAGUACUUGUGGCACCUUAGAGACUAACACAUUUAUUUAUAAUCUUUAUAAAUCCCAAAACGGAUUGUUCGAACCAGUUCUUCCAAAGAAAUAUGAGAAGCAGCUGAAACCGACAAAAGAUCAUUGAAAGGAAGGAAAUGCAACAUGAGAGGUAAAGCUAAUGAAGGUUAAUUCAAGAACUUUUCUGGGAACUGUGACGAAUCACGAGCCCAGUGUAUUAUUUCCCUUAAACAAUAGCUACAGAUUCCUGUCAAAGGCUUCGGGGCAGACUUCAGAUAGGCACACCCUGAGUCGGUGAAUUCAGCUGUCAGGAAUGGAGGUGCUACGCCGUUCCUCGGUCUUUGCUGCGGAGGUGAUGGAGGUUUUUGAUCGGUCUCCCACCGACAAGGAGCUGGUGUCCCAGGCUAAGGUGCUCUGCAGAGACUACAUACAUUCCCGGCUGCUUCGGGCUGGCAUUGGCUGGAGCAAACCAGAGCACAGUGCACCCAUACCUGGCGGCAGACUGGCUGAGGUGUCCAGUGUGCUUCUGCGACUAGGAGACGAGCUAGAAUACAUCCGACCAAACAUUUACCGGAAUAUCGCCCGCCAGCUGAACAUCUCACUGCACUCCGAGACUGUGGUGACUGAUGCCUUCUUGGCAGUAGCGGCCCAGAUCUUCACGGCAGGCAUAACGUGGGGCAAGGUCGUGUCUCUCUAUGCUGUGGCCGCUGGGCUGGCUGUGGACUGCGUCAGACAGGCCCAGCCAGCAAUGGUGCAUGCCAUCGUGGACUGCCUGGGAGAGUUUGUCCGCAAGACCUUGGUGACGUGGCUGAAGAGGAGAGGAGGCUGGGCAGACAUCACAAAAUGUGUGGUGAAUACUGAUCCCAGCCUUCGCUCCCAUUGGCUCGUGGCUGCCAUUUGUAGCUUUGGUCACUUCCUGAAGGCCAUCUUCUUUGUGCUGUUACCAGAGAGAUGAUUCCAGUCACCAAAUGCGGCCCCAAGCCCCAGAUCCUCUCCCACCCAGAAGCAACAGUAACCAUAGACCUGUUUGAUGCUGAAGAGGAGGAAGAGAAGAGAGGCUGGGACCAACAGAAACAUUUCUCUCCUCUCCCUUCAGCAGGGAGCAGCUACCCAACUGUAAACUUCCUUUCCUCUGUGACAGGAGGCUUCUCUCACACUCAGAGUGAACCUUUGCAGCCCUUGUUCUCCUUGGUGACGUCUACAUGGCCAGGUCAAAGCCCAUCCCAGGGCAGACUGAUGGGCUAAUCUCUUAUUUGUGUGUGGUGUGGAUAUUCAUACGUGUAUUUAUUUUCUGGUCAUGUCACACACUUGUACUUCUGUAUCAGGGAAACUGGGGGGACAUGGAGAUUGUAUCAGAGGAAAAAAAAUGUGUCCCUCACUUGAAAGAUGGAUUGUCCCUUUAAUUCCCAUAGUCCUCUUUGUUAGGCUCUUCUCAGUAUAUCAGUGGCUAACGCAGUCUUCACCUCUGUACCAAGCCUGAUCAUUGUGCCCUUGUGCAUGGUACAUUGUGGUUGUGGGGAUACCUUUGUAGGCUGUGAAGUGGUGGAUUAUUGACUGAGCUGCCCUCUUCAGCUGAUGCCCCUGCUAAAGUAAUUUACAAACAGUUGUGACUUUGGGAGUGUAAGGGCUACCAGAACAACUCAAUCUGGGGGAUACGGCAUGCUUUAACUGACCAACUUGCUGUAUUGUAACAAAGAAUUGCAAAGGGGACAGCAGGGGCAGAGACUGUUUAGAAAUCAGUCAGUGUGAUUUACACAGCUGAACAAAAUGAUGGGAGCAAAGCAUCACUUCUCACAUGACAGCUUUGUUUGAGCAUUAUAAUGAGGAUGAUUUUUUUCUCUAGAAGGAGAUUCAGAUGGAGCCAAAGAACAAGAGCAUAUAAGUACAAUGUGGGGUGGGGGGAAUGUGGAGAAAAGUCAUUUGAGCAGCAUGUUGUGAAUGGGAAAAACUGUAUCAAGAGUGACAAAUGUUUCUCCUUUAGCAAAUUAUAAAGUCUGACUUGCAAUUUUAUCUUGUGAUAGACAAUAAAAAUAGAUGGAG
This is a messenger RNA of Mauremys mutica (yellowpond turtle), 2201 nucleotides long. RefSeq names its product BCL2 family apoptosis regulator BOK (gene BOK). The coding region runs from base 475 to 1116 and encodes 213 amino acids. Gene Ontology annotation, cellular component: mitochondrial outer membrane. Gene Ontology annotation, molecular function: protein homodimerization activity; protein heterodimerization activity. NCBI's taxonomy places the organism in Eukaryota, Metazoa, Chordata, Testudines, Geoemydidae. The transcript has 5 exons. Gene Ontology annotation, biological process: extrinsic apoptotic signaling pathway in absence of ligand; intrinsic apoptotic signaling pathway in response to DNA damage; regulation of apoptotic process. The record is from RefSeq and is a predicted model, not a curated record.